AUGAGAUGUUGACUUAUUGAGUUCCAGAUGAUCCAGUCUCUGCACCUAUAAUGCUUUGAUAAUAAUUAGGUCAGUACUGUGCAAGUAGGUAUUUUUUGUAAGAAAAAAGCCACAGUAUGUUCAAACCGCCUGUUGCAUAAAGGAAACAAGGCAAGGACUGGUGAACUGUUUAUUAAAUAUUCCUGGGCCUAAACCAACUAGCGAAAUUGUGUUAGUAUUCUCUCAAUAUAUAAUUUAAUUUGACUGAACGUUUUUGGAGGACUGCAGCUGUACAUGUGAGGAGAGAACAGGAAGAAGCCUGCGUAUUUCAGGCGACAGCUGAACCUGGCGCUGGCGCGCUCGGAAUGCGGUGAACGGCAGAAGUAGCGGGAGGCCUACUACUUUUUAUGGAAGCUGCCCACUGACAUGUAACUUCACCCAUUCGACUUUGAGCCGUCCACAGCGAACCGGGCGCACGCGUCUCCUUGCUUUGACAAGUUCGGAUUUCUGUACGCGGUUUUAGAUUUGAUUUUAUCCACUGCACAGACAACUCUUGUGGUAAGGAGGACAUUCCAGUGAAACAGGUAACAUUUGAAAAGGGCUCCGUCAAUCUGUCAGAGUGGCACAAACAUGACCGAAGUGGCGCAGAGUAUUGGAGAUGCCGCGUAUGAUGUAACACAGGAUGUGGGACAGGAUGUGGGACAGGAUGUGGUCAAUGUAGCACAUGAAGCAAGUGACAAGGUGCCCAAUGUGACUGAUAAAGCUCAAAGCGCCAACGUGAAAACGCGGCGUGGCCUUGUGGCGCACAAGAAGGAUGAUAUGGCGCACAAGAAGAAAGACGAAGAACACAAAGACGCUGACGAGGAAGUCCACAUGGGGCCUGAGGAGGACGAGGAAGAUGACAAAGAAAAUACGUCAAACGACAUGCUAAAGCGAAGGUCAAGAUUGAGAAAGAACAUGGAUGACAAGGCACAAAAUGGUGUGUCCCAGAACAAGGAUGAUGAAGAAUGGAACAACGAAGAGGACCAGUCACAAAACAUGUCUGAGGUGGCCUUAAAACAAGAGAGACUUCUGCGCUCCAAGCCGGUGGCCAGGAGCUAUGUGCCCCAGAUCGGUAAGUCUGACGUGAAGAACAAGUUCGAAGCCAUGCAGAAGGCCCGGGAAGAACGCAACAACAGGAGGAGUGAGGAGGAGCACCAGAAGAGGAAGGAGCAGUACAUCAAGGAGAGAGAAUACAACCGCAGGAAGCAACAGAUAAAAGAGCUACUUGCCUCCAGUGAUGAGGAGGAGGAGGUAAAGCCAGCCAAGGUAGAGAAAUCCUACGUCCCCAAGAUCACAGGCAGCGUGAAGGGGAAGUUUGCCGAGAUGGAGAAGCAGAGACAUGAGGAAGAGAGGAAGAAGAUGGAAGAAGAGAGGAAGAAACGCGCCGCCCAGGACCACAUGGAGAAAGCGAAGAUGCAGAAGGAGCUGGCCAAAAAAGCCGCUGAGGAAGGAGAUGACACCAUCCUGGUCCGUGUUGUGCCGGCAAAGCCAUCUAGACCUCCUGGUAGGAUCACAAUGAACUUUGAAGACCUGGAAAAGAACCGUGAGGAAGAGCUGAAGAAAAGGACAGAGGAAGAGAAGAAGAAACGCUACGACGAGAACAGGCGCUCCUUCCGCGAUGCCAAACGACGCUCUGUUGUACAGGAGGAGGAAGGGGAGCAGCCAGCUGAAAGGGAGCAGGUGACUCCUGGGAAGCUGAAGUUGACCUUUGAGGAGGCGGAGAAGGAGAGGCAGGAGCGGCUGAGGAAGCAAGCCGAGCUGGAGGCCAAACGACGGCUGCAAGAAGAGAAGAAAGCCUUUGAAGAGGCCAAGCUAGAAAUGGGCGAAGACGAUGAGGCCUCCCCAGGAGCACAGGUUGAAAGGGAGGUGAUCCAACCCGGCAGAUUGAGGCUGAGCUUCGAGGAGCUGGAGAAACAGAGGGUGGAGAACGAGCGCAAGGCGGCCGAAGCCGAGUACCGAAGACGCAUGGAGGAGGAGAGAAAGGCUUUCGCAGAGGCCAGGAAGAGCAUGAUAGUGGACGAGGAUGACGAGGUUCUCCUGGCCAUGCUGAACCUGGAGGGCAGUGAACCAGGGAAGCUCUGUGUCAGUUUCGAGGACAAGGAGCGCCAGAGGAGAGAGGCGGAGGAGAAGAGAGCGGAGGAGGAAGCCAAGAGGAGGCUGGAGGAGGAGAAGAGGCUGUUUGCAGAAGCCCGCAAGAAUAUGAGCCCCCCGGAUCUGGAAAAAUCUAAGACUUCAUAUCGAGAUGGAGAAGCGCUGGAGGAGGACGAGGAAGGGAUGGUAAAGAGUGAGUCUCAGGAGGCGUUACACCCUGGGAAAUUGGAAAUCAACUUCGAGGAGCUACUAAAGCAGAAGGAGGAAGCCGAAAGGAGGCGCAAGGCUGAAGAGCGCAAAAAGAAAAUGGAGCAGGAAAAACAGGAGUUUGAGCAGCUCAGACAAGAGAUGGGAGAGGAUGAGGUGAAUGAAAGUUCGGACAUGGUGAGUAACGAAUACGAGGAGCUGAGCAAACUCAAGAGGACCGGCUCCAUCCAGGCCAAGAACCUCAAGUCCAAGUUUGAGAAAAUCAAGCAGUUGAAAGACGAGGAGAUCCAGAAAAAGAUUGAGGAUGUGAGGGCACAGAGAAAGGCCAUUGAUGAAGAAAUCAAAGAGAGAGAGGAAGAGCGGAUCCAGGAGGAAGAUGAUGAAGGCAAAAAGCACACAGAAAAGGGGCCCGAGGAGGCUCCGUUCAAACAGAAGGUGGACAUGCGCGCGCGGUUCGAACAAAUGGCCAAAGCCAGAGAGGAAGAGGAGAGAAAAAGGGUGGAGGAACAGAAGCUGCAGAGGAUGCAGUUUGAGCAGCAAGAGAUCGAUGCCGCCCUGCAAAAAAAAAGGGAAGACGAGGAGGAGGAAGAGGGAAGCAUCAUCAACGGCUCGGCAGCCUAUGAGGACGAGGAGGACCACGCCAGGUCGGGGGCGCCGUGGUUCAAGAAGCCCUUGAAGAACCAGUCGGUGGUGGAUGCCGAGCCUGUGCGGUUCACGGUGAAGAUCACCGGGGAGCCCAAGCCGGAGGUGACGUGGUGGUUUGAGGGGGAGAUGCUCCAGGACUGUGAGGAUUACCAGUAUAUAGAGCGGGGGGAGACGUUCUGCCUCUACCUGCCGGAGACCUUCCCCGAGGACGAGGGGGAGUACAUGUGCAAAGCCGUCAACAGCCGGGGCACCGCCGCCAGUACCUGCAUCCUCACCGUAGAGACUGAGGACUACUGAUCUGCUCCUUUUUCUGGAACUUUCCCUGUCUCUCGCACUCCUUUUGUAAAACUUCAUCUCUCAUGGUAGGGCCAAAAAGAGGAGGAAACGGCAGUAUGCUCGCCAUUCCUUCUAGGGAUACACAAAAUAUUAAAAAGAGAUCAGAUCAUGUUGUUUACGUAUUAUUUACGUAUUGUACAUCAGUAAAGCUGCACUCGAGUGUUUAGGAGGAAACCUGUGCCAAAUCACUUUGGUCCCAUAAGUGACUGCUGUUAUGGAACAUGUUCAGAUUGGUUUUGUGAUAGUAACAUAGAUUAAUAAUAUCUGUGCAUCAGAGUUCAUGUCCCUUUACAAGUUCCAUUUGAGAAUAUGGUGCAACCCAAUUGAAAUCCCUAUGAAAUAGACAUAGCAGUAUGCACAAUAAAUAAAUAAAUAAACAACAAAAUAAUUAUCUCUCUAGGAUUUUUUACUAUCUUAAUAAUUAAUAAAAGGUUUCUUUGUACACUCUUAGAAAAGGGUUCCAAAAGUUUUUUUCUUAUUUCUCCAUAGCAGAAUUAUGAAGUGGACACAUUUGGUUUCCAAAAGUGGUCUAUCUGGACUAAAAGGGCUGUACUUGGAACUAAAAACCUGGAACCUCAAAAUGUUUAUUUAUAAAGGACAAAGACAGCCAAAUAACAAUUUUUUCUAAGAGUGUAAUGUACACUGAAUAUUUUUAAUGUCCCAAAUAUAUUUUGAACUUAAACUUAAAGUACAGUUUUACUGGAAAUUCCUCACAUUGGACAGUGUUGUAUGGUUUGUGAUAUAGUGACACAAUUGGGUUUGACUAGUCUGAAAUUCUGUGAAAUGUUUAUUAAGGUUUAAUAAAAUGUGUUGAAUACCA
This is a messenger RNA of Esox lucius (northern pike), 4120 nucleotides long. RefSeq names its product nexilin (F actin binding protein) (gene nexn). Gene Ontology annotation, biological process: dendrite self-avoidance; homophilic cell-cell adhesion; axon guidance. The record is from RefSeq and is a predicted model, not a curated record. Gene Ontology annotation, cellular component: axon; plasma membrane. Bases 610 to 3261 code for a protein of 883 amino acids. Gene Ontology annotation, molecular function: cell-cell adhesion mediator activity. The transcript is spliced from 15 exons. NCBI's taxonomy places the organism in Eukaryota, Metazoa, Chordata, Actinopteri, Esociformes, Esocidae.